CUGCGGUCCCUCACGGCCGCGCGGCUUCUCUGGUCGUCCCUGGAGAGGCGUCCUCUCUCCUCGCCUUCGCUCUAGGCAUUCUGGCUGCCCCGGGACCAGGGACCAGCGCCUCACAGAUCUUUCCCAGAGUUCAGCUAUGGGUGUAAGAGGUUUGCAAGGAUUUGUGGGAAGUACCUGCCCACACGUGUGCACAGUGGUAAAUUUGAAAGACCUGGCGGCACAGCACCGAAGCCGGCACCCGGCGUGCACUCCCACUGUGGUGGUGGAUGCCAUGUGUUGUCUCAGGUACUGGUACACUCCAGAAUCCUGGGUCUGUGGUGGCCAGUGGCGAGAAUACUUUUCUGCUUUGCGAGACUUUGUGAAAACCUUCUCGGCUGUCGGCAUCAGGCUGGUGUUCUUCUUUGAUGGCACGGUGGAGCAGGGUAAGCGGGAUGAAUGGGUGAGGCGAAGACUGAAGAACAACAAGGAGAUCAGCAGGAUUUUUCAUCACAUCAAGUCGCACAGGCAGCAGCCCGCCAGAAACAUGUUCUUUAUCCCCUCGGGUCUAGCCGUGUUCACACGAUUUGCCCUGAAGACCCUGGGUCAGGAGACUUUUUGCUCAUUGCGGGAGGCAGACUACGAGGUUGCUUCCUACGGUCUCCAGCAUGACUGUCUUGGGAUUCUUGGGGAAGACACGGAUUACUUAAUCUAUGACACUUGCCCCUAUUUUUCUAUUAGCGAGCUCUGUCUGGAGAGCCUGGACACUGUCAUGCUUUGUAGAGAGAAACUCUGUGAGAGCCUGGACCUCCACCUGGCAGACCUUCCUCUGCUGGCCUGCCUACUUGGCAACGACAUCAUCCCAGAGGGCAUGUUUGAAAGCUUUCGGUACAAGUGCUUAUCUUCCUAUACCUCUGUAAAAGAAAACUUUGACAAAAAAGGCAACGUUAUCUUAGCUGUGUCAGAUCAUAUAUCUAAAGUUCGUCGCUUGCAUCAAGGUGAGAAAAAAUUAGAAGACAUAUUACCUUUGGGACCAAACAAAGCUCUUUUUUAUAAGGGAGUGGCAUCAUAUCUUUUGCCGGGACAGAAAUCGCCAUGGUUUUUCCUGAAGCCCAAAGGUAUAACAGCUUUGGACAAACAAGUAAUAACCAUGAGUUCAGACCCUGAAUCCAAGCAAGAUGUUCCCAAGUGUACAGACCCUGAAUCCCAGCAAGACGUUUCCAUGUGUACAGACCCUGAAUCUAGGCAAGAAGUUCCCAUGUGUACAGACCCUGAAUCCAAGCAAGAAGUUCCCGUGUAUAUAGACCCUGAAUCCAGGCAAGAAGUUCCCGUGUGUACAGACCCUGAAUCCAGGCAAGAAGUUCCCGUGUGUACAGACCCUGAAUCCAGGCAAGAAGUUCCCAUGUGUACAGACCCUGAAUUCAGGCAAGAAGUUCCCGUGUGUACAGACCCUGAAUCUAAGCAAGAAGUUCCUAUGUGCACAAAUCCUGAAUCCAAACAAGAAGUUCCCUUAUAUGCAGAUCCUGUAUCCAAGCAAGAAGUUUCCAUGUGUGCAUACCCUGAAAUCCAGCAAAAAUUACCUAUAGCAACAGACUCUGAAUUUAAGCUAGAAGCUUCUAUUUAUACACACCCUGAAAUUGAACAAGAAGACCCCAUGAAUAUGGGGCCUGAAAUAAAGCAAGAAGUAACCAUGGUUUCAGACACCGAAAUCCUAGAGGUUGCUAGAACCCAUCACGUCCAAGCAGAAAGCUACCUGGUGUACAGCAUCAUGAGCAGUGGCGAGAUCGAGUGCAGCAACACCUUGGAAGACGAGCUGGACCAGGCCCUGCCCAGCCAGGCCUUCAUCUACCGCCCCAUCCGCCAGCGUGUCUACUCGCUCUUGCUGGGCGGCUGCAAAGAUGGCAUCAGCAGCUGCCCUGCGGUGAAGGAGUGGUUUGUGUACCCUGGGAACCCACUGAGGCACCCGGACCUCGUCAGGCCCCUGCCGAUGACUGUCCCAGGGGGAAUGCCUAGUUUGAAAUUGUUGUGGCUGAACCAGGAGCCAGAAGUACAGGCCCGGCGCAUGGAUGCACUCCUGGCUUGUUUCAACCUGUCUUCCUCCAGAGAAGAGCUGCAGGCCCUGGAGAGCCCAUUCGCAGCUCUGUGCUGCCUCCUCAUCUACCUGUUUGUCCAGGUAGACACCCUUUGCCUGGAGGAUUUGCAUGCGUUCAUUGCCCAGGCCCUGUGCCUCCCAGGAAAAUCAACUGCUCAGCUGGUAAACUUACAGCCCGAUUAUGUCAACUCCAGAGCCGUGCAGCUGGGCUCCCUCCUGGUCCGCGGCCUCACCAUGCUGGUCCUGGUCAACAGUGCCUGUGGCUGCCCCUGGAAUACGAGCGAGUUCAUGCCCUGGAACGUGUUUGACGGGAAGCUUUUCCAUCAGAAGUACCUGCAGUCUGAAAAGGGAUACAGUGUGGAAGCGCUUUUAGAACAAAAUAGAUCUCGGCUCACCAAAUUCCACAACCUGAAAGCAGUCGUCUGCAAGGCCUGCGUGAAGGAGAACAGACGCAUCGUGGCCCGGGCGCACUGGGGCACACACCAUGCAGGGCGGUGGGGAAGACAGGGCUCCAGCUCCUACCGGAUGGACUCCGGGUACAGCCGUUCUGGUCAGGGACAGCCGUGGAGAGACCAGGGACCAGGACACAGACCAUAUGAGCAUGACCAGUGGAGAAGAUACUAAUCGUCCUCCAGGCACAGUACGAGUGUAACACUAGACAUGGAACGGUCCUCACCCUUCCUCCUGCAUCUGUUGCCUGGUCACUGAGCUGGCUGGUGGCGUCUGCGGCCUGAACGUGCUGGACAAAGGGAUGGUCACGUCCUGCGUGGAACAGAGCAGAUGGAGAGAUUUCAAUGACUGAAAGUGGCAUGCAAUUUAAAACUCAAAUUGUUUAUUUCUGGGAUUUUCUAUUUAACAUUUUCAGACCUCAGUUGACUGUGGGUGACUGAAGCUGUGGAUAAGGGGUCUGCUGAGUAAUAUAUCAGAAAUUGUUUUCUAGUUAGAAAUUCUAAUCAAAAGUAAAGUCUCCAGCUAUUUCUUCCCUUGGUCCCCAGAAGUGUUUCAACAGAAAAAGAAGAAACUGAUUUCUCACCUUCCUGGUGGGGGAGUUACUUCUGCCGUGGGGCUCUGCGGGAGGCACGGCACAGGGCACCUGGACUCCAGGUCCGUUUCCCAUGUCGUCCUGCUCGGUUCGUCUGGCCAGACCCUGGCUCAUGCCUGGGCGCAGUAACCUGGGCUGGUCCGUGGUGCAGUUGGACAGGAAGCCUGUGUGCAGGACGUGUUGAAAGGGAGGUGAUCACAGCUGCCAAGAAGCCUCGUUUAUGAUGCCGCUAAUAAAUGGCACAGUGUUCUCUGAGCAUGGAAGGGCUUUUUUGAGAAACAUUUAAAAUGAAUCCAAUUUCAGAGUAAUCCUUUUCAUGGAAGAAUUUUCAGAUAACACAAGAAUUGACUUUUUAAGCCCAGAAUUGUGCUGAGCUCUAACUGUGGGGGAAAGAACAGCCAGGGACCUGACCCCGGGAAGCGUUCUAGAGUAGGAGUUGGAAGACAGCCCUCUGCUGGGUGGCGUCUUCUCCAAACCUGGAACCCCCACCUGUGUAACAAGCCCCUGAUCAUAGUCACAAACCCACUCGUCUGUCUGCACUUGGUGAAUCACCCUGACCAGCAGCUCAAGUGUACGUAGCUCCAGGUAUCUAAAACCUUGUCUAGUUUCGACUAAAAGGACACAGUCUCCAGGUAUUUAUUCAUCUGCAUUUCUUAGAUUUGAGGUACCCUGGCCACAUUUCCAGUUCCUCCAUAAGGAUAUUUGCACAUCGAGUCAUUUUUCAUGCAAGCCUUACAUAACCCACACUUUUUCUGUGGUUUGGAAAUAGGAAAACUUUCAAAAGUGGAAUUAAAAAAUCUAUCUAGAUAUUAACUUUCUAAUCCUUUUCAUCUAUGCUCAUUUGAAACCACUGCUGCUUCUAUAAGAUAUAUUUGCUACUUGUUUGUGUAACUUUGAAAUAAAUUUCUCAUUCCUUAGACUUAGUUCUAGGAAAAUUCGUGUGUCUCUUUAUAAUAUCCAAUUUAUCAAUAAAAUACUUGUGUUCAGUUGACAAGCUUAAGUAAGCCAUUGAGUUGGUAUAAUCUGUAUUGCAUUUGAACAGCCAGAGCAGUGAUUUUUUUGUGACCUCAAUAUUGUUAUAAAAGUUAUCUCUGACCUUAAUAUUGUUAUAUGUUAUCUCUGAGGUCAAGUCUUCUGAUGAAAUUUCCAUGUAUCUAUUUAAAAGUUAAAAUAAAGCAACAUAUAUUAAUACAA
Molecule: messenger RNA, 4304 nt
Organism: Microcebus murinus (gray mouse lemur)
Lineage: Eukaryota; Metazoa; Chordata; Mammalia; Primates; Cheirogaleidae
Source: RefSeq, a predicted model, not a curated record